AUGGGCGAAGGCAGGCACACAGUGCUGGGGAAGAUGCCCUCCUGGGCCCUCUUGGUGGUCACCUCCUGUCUCCUCCUGAUCACCUCCUGCCUCCUCCUGGCCCCCCAAUACCUGGCACAAGUCACCAGCCAAGACUCAGAGCUCCUGAGAUGUUUCUCUCGAACAUUUGAGGACCUCACUUGCUUCUGGGAUGAGGAAGAGGCAGCAGCCAAUGGAACAUAUCAGCUGUUGUACGCCUAUCCUGGGGAAGAGCCCCGGGUUUGCCCCCUGAGGUCCCAUCAUGUGGUCCCCUCUGGAACUCGAUACGUGUGCCAGUUCCCAGCUCAGGAUGAAGUGCGUCUCUUCUUUCCACUGCACCUCUGGGUGAAGAAUAUGCUUCUCAACCAUACCUUGGCCCAGCGGGUGCUCUUUGUGGACAGUGUGGGCCAGCCAGCUCCCCCCAGUACCAUCAAAACCCUGAGUGGAAGCCAACCAGGGGAGCUCCAGAUCUUCUGGGAGGCCCCAGCUCCUGAAAUCAGUGAUUUCCUGCAGCAUGAACUUCGUUAUGGCCUUAGGGAUGCUGAGAAUGCCACGGGCCCCACAGUGAUACAGCUGCUGUCCACAGAAACCUGCUGUCCAACCCUGCAGAGGCCAAAUUCAGCACUAGGCCCACCUCCCUGUGUUCAGACCGAGGAGUCCCAGCACAGAGGACCUGAGAGGACCUCCCCAACGAGAGAAGUUCUGUCUCUGGCAGUAAAGGGUGGAAGCUGCCUCAUCCCAGGGCUCCAGCCUGGUAACUCCUACUGGCUCCAGCUGCGCAGCCAACCAGAUGGGGUCUCCCUCCAUGGCUCCUGGGGAUCCUGGUCCCUUCCUGUGACUGUGGACCUCCCUGGAAAUGCAGUGGAAAUUGGAUUGCAAUGCUACACUAUGGACCUGAAGAACGUCACUUGUCAAUGGCAGCAACAGGACCAUGCUAGCUCCCAAGGUUUUUUCUACCACAGUAGAGGGUGGUGCUGCCCUAGAAACAGGGAUCCUGUUUGGGAGAAGUGUGAAGAGGAAGAGAAAACAAGUCCAGAAUUACAACCCUAUCCACUCUUCCGCUGCCAUUUCAAGUCACAAAACGAAAGUAUUAUACAUGUCCUUGUGGAGGUGACUACACUCCAGGGCACUAUACAUAGCUACCUGGGCUCCCCUUUUUGGAUUCAUCAGGCUGUGCUCAUCCCCACUCCCAAUUUGCACUGGAGAGAGGUGUCCAGCGGGCGGUUGAAGUUGGAAUGGCAGCACCCCACCUCCUGGGCAGCCCAAGAGACUUGCUAUCAGCUUCGAUACACAGGAGAAGGCCAUCAGGACUGGAAGGUGCUGGAGCCGCCUCUAGGGGCCCAAGGAGAGACGCUGGAGCUGCGUCCCCGCUCCCGCUACCGUUUACAGCUGCGAGCCAGACUCCACGGCCCCACCUACCAAGGCCCCUGGAGCUCCUGGUCCGAGCCAGUGAGGGUGGAGACCGCCUCCGAGAUGGCCUGGAUCUUCUUGGUGAUUACUUUGCUACUCGUGCUGGGCCUCAGCGUCAUCCUGGGCCUGCUGCUACUGCGGUGGCAGUUUCCUGCACACUUCAGGAGCCUGAGGCAUGCCCUGUGGCCUUCACUACCUGACCUGCACCGGGUCCUGGGCCGGUACCUUAGAGACAAUGCAGCCCUGAGUGCGCCCAAGGUCAUCGUCUCUGAUGCUUAUGAAGAAGUAGAACCCAGCCUCCUUGAAAUUCUACCUAAGUCAGCAGAGAAGACCCCUUUGCCUUUGUGUUCUCAGGCCCAGAUGGACUACCGAGGAUUGCAGCCAUGUCUGGGGGCCGUACCCCUGACUGUGAGCUCAUUCACUACUGAGUCAGGGUCCUACUGCACCACACACAUUGCCAACCAUUCCUAUUUACCACUCAGCUGCUGGCAGGUCCCUCACUCCCCAUACCCUGGACAGAUCUAA
Suncus etruscus (white-toothed pygmy shrew) is the source of this 1953-nucleotide messenger RNA. It is a transcript of the gene MPL, whose product is annotated as MPL proto-oncogene, thrombopoietin receptor. The transcript has 12 exons. Gene Ontology annotation, molecular function: protein binding; cytokine receptor activity. Gene Ontology annotation, cellular component: external side of plasma membrane; membrane. Gene Ontology annotation, biological process: cytokine-mediated signaling pathway; hemopoiesis; positive regulation of cell population proliferation. Lineage: Eukaryota; Metazoa; Chordata; Mammalia; Eulipotyphla; Soricidae. The record is from RefSeq and is a predicted model, not a curated record. The coding region runs from base 1 to 1953 and encodes 650 amino acids.